AUGAUUGAAACGCAGUGGUCCACUACGUCAUUGACCGCCACUACUACGGUAACAAACACAACUACCGACAUUAUCAAAGACACUGUCACCGAUACUACUACAGUCACGAACACAACUACAGCUAUCGUUAUGGAUACUAUCACGGACACCACUACCGACACUACAACUGCUACGAAGACAAUUACUGUGCCGACGACCAUCACAGAAGCCCCAAAUCCCUGCCCGACUACAUGCAGCAUGUCUGUUGGAACCGUCAAUUUGUUUUACUGGCCAACGAAUCAGCCGCACCACGUUUACCCAUCGACUUACGUGAAUUCACAUCUCAGUCAAACUUUCACGUCACCCUCAGUGUACAUGAUCGUUGACUAUCUCUAUGGAUACAACACCGCUGGUCAGACUGGGCCCUCUGGCACCAGCGUCGUGUUCCCGCUUGAUCUAAAUCAAGUCUCGACUAUAGAUCUUACCAACUCAGCUACUCGCCAGCUGACCUUGAAUGAUCUUGGAACAGACUGCCCACAGAGUGAAGCUCCCUCGGCUAUCGCAACGGCGACACCCAACUCCCGCUGUGAUCCUAUUCUGGUAGCUCCAGAGCCCGUCAAAUCAUGGGCUUCGCCUUGCAACGCAUGCGGCAACUUUGGGCUGUUUGACCCUCCCUAUGCUGUAGGGCCGAUCACCGGAGGUUUGGUGCCGAUGACGACGACUGUCGCAACCUCUUCGGAAAUACAGGCUACCUCGAGCACAACAUUGCUUUCUGCCGCCGAAGCCACUACUACUGCAGCAGAAUCUACCACGGUUGCGACUACCUCGGAAAGUUCUUCUUCGGGCGAGGAGACUAGUUCGCCUGUUAUGGAAACCAGCUCUACGCAAACUGAAAUUGCUUCUUCCGCUACAGUCCCAACGCCAGUUUCACCGAGCACUGAACUGGGUGUCACUUCUUCGUCAUCUAUCAGCUUGGUCUCUAGUCCAGCGACUACCUCUCCGAUAUUUAAUUCUGCGACCAAAGGAAGUUGUCUUAGUGUAUCUCUAAGCUUAAGUUUCCUUACACUGGCACUUCUGUUAUAG
Molecule: messenger RNA, 1062 nt
Organism: Penicillium nucicola
Lineage: Eukaryota; Fungi; Ascomycota; Eurotiomycetes; Eurotiales; Aspergillaceae
Exons: 3
Coding region: 1-1062 (353 amino acids)
Source: RefSeq, a predicted model, not a curated record